This is a messenger RNA of Nematostella vectensis (starlet sea anemone), 3097 nucleotides long. RefSeq lists its product as uncharacterized. The record is from RefSeq and is a predicted model, not a curated record. The transcript has 9 exons. Gene Ontology annotation, molecular function: signaling receptor activity. NCBI's taxonomy places the organism in Eukaryota, Metazoa, Cnidaria, Anthozoa, Actiniaria, Edwardsiidae. The coding region runs from base 91 to 1581 and encodes 496 amino acids.
CAUUUUCACGCCAUACAAACAUGAAAGAGAUUGUUUUUCUGGUGCGCUGUCCAUAAGGUUACAAGACAGGAUGCUACCACAAACAACAGAAUGAAUAUCUACCUUCUUCAUGUUCAAGAACAUAUGUACGUUGAUUACAAAAAAGAUCUAAUGCGGGGAAAGAUAACGAUGAGAAGUUCUUCACUUGGAAGCGCGUCUGCUGUGUUUUUGGCUUGCGGCAUCCUCCUACUACUCAGCCAUGCGCAAGCCGAUCAGUGCACUGGAAACAAUCUAAGCAUCUCCAUGAAAAGUCGGCUGGAGUGCGGGAUAUUCCAGACAGUGCUGACCAACCGAACCGGAUGCAUACGGACAUGUCUGACAACCCUGAAAUGUUUCUCGCUGAAUUUCUACCAAAGUUUGACAAACGGCUCAGAGAUCUGCGAGUUGGUGGAUGAUGUGCAGAAAAAUAAAGUACCCGGAUGUAUGAAAAAGCACCACGGAGACCACACUGAAAUCGAGGAUUACAAGCCGUGUCAUCCAUUAAGAAAGUGCAAGAUAUUUACACGCAAAGCUCUCGACGGCAAUUGGUACCAGCUCGGGUCCAAGAAGUUCAAGGCAUUCUCCAAGCAAAAGACCUGGGAGAAAGCUCGGGCAGCCUGUGUUGGUAUAGGCGCCAGCCUCGCUUCGGUGACUAAUGAGAUUGAAAGUCAGCUGAUUGGUCAAGUGUUGUUGUCUCUCAUCAAGGACGACCGCAAAAUAGAUGUGAAGGAGACGUUUUCCCCAAUGGCUUACUGGAAGCUAGAUGGAACAGACCCCCUAUCGUCUGGCUUGAGACUUGUUGGCGAUGUUAAGUACGUCCAAGACGAGGACACCAAAACCACCGUUCUUCACUUCCCCGGCACUCCAGGCGACUACGCCACCACGCCUCGCUACGACUUCAGCUCCAUCAGCGUGACCAUCGCCAUGUGGGUCAAAGUGCUCGAGAUGGAAUACAUGUACUUCUACUCGUACUGGAAGCCUUACACUUUCCGCUUUGUAAUGUCACGCCAAGGAACAUUAGAGUUCACUCUAUUCGGAAAUCAAGAUAAUGGCGUCACUAGUGGAGGAUCUCUUAUUCAAAACAAGUGGCACUUCAUAGCCGGAGUCUGGAACAAGGAUACGUUAAACGCCAGUAUUUUCAUAGAUGGCGUCAAAGUCAAGCAGCAGAACAUGGCGGGUAAAAGCGUGCAAUCCAGUGCUGAUGUUACGGAAUACUUCAUCGGCUGGAAAAAAGACAGUGAAACGCCUAUAUAUGCACGACUUGCGCAUUUGAUGCUGUUCGACAAAGCGCUUUCAACAGAGAAAUUGAAGCUGGUCGAAGAAGCUACCGUCGGUAAGAAAGCUGGCAAAGAAGUUUGGCUUGGUCUUAAUGACAAGACAACCGAAGGAAACUUCUUCUGGCAAGAUUCUGAGCCUGCAAGCUACCAAAACUUUGCCCCAGGCCACCCUAACAGCCCGGGAGACGACACGGACUGCGUAGUUGCGAGGGACUCGGACGAGGGAAAAUGGGCAGACACAAAGUGUGACGCCAAGCGGCCAUACAUCUGCAUGAAACCAGCCUGAGUAGUAGCUAGGGAAUAUUAACCUUAUAAAUAUUUGAAAUAGGCGACAUGCACUUAGAAAUCACGUGACGUUUUGAUUGAUAGGCAAACUCACACCGAAAUAAACACAGAAAUGGCUCCGACCAUAAGCCAAAGAUUGACGGAAAAAUUGAAGAUAAUGGUUUAUUGACUAACCCAUACGACGUCUCUUAUAUAUGAAAAUGGCCACAACGUUAUUUUACGUUGCGGCACAAGCCAGUACCUGAGAAACUUUUAAUCAAAUAUCAUUAAUAAAGUAUCAGACUUUAAUCGCAGAUGGAAAAUUUAAAGGUUCUUUUUUUGCAAAUGUUGCUUUCGGCGGUUAUAUUUUGUCGCCAAAAGCUUAGCGCGCGCCAGUUUGCAAGCCAAAGAGUCAAGUGAUUACCAAGUGCGUGUCGCCUAUUGAGAGUAGACAACAGGUCUCAGAUAAUGUACAUUUCCAAAAUUGAGAUUAAUUUUCUUAAGAACAUGACUCUGGUACUGUUCCUUGCAAUUGCGUGACACUUUUAGUGUCACGACAACCGCGUGACAUGCAAUUGCAUGACCAAGUUUGCCAGUUAUCUAUAGAGUAAUGGUAGCAUGCACUGGUUGAACCAUACUUCUAUAUAUUUAUUCACUUGUUAAAUAUGGUAAUAAAAUACAUUUUUAGCGAAUGUACCAGAGCUUUUUAAGAGUCUUUUCGUUACUCGCUACAUAUCUGAAGCGUUUUCGAUGCUUAUUGGAAUAAUCUCGAAAUUUAUUACAUUGUUAACUUGGUAAAGUAACGGUAAAGAUCGUAAAAAUGGAUGUACACCGCUAUAUGACCGUUGCUUUUUGGGUCCCAAAGGUGUCCGUUAUAUAAGGGUCCACUGUAUAUAAAGAAAAUAGCAUGGAGUUUAUUGAUUUCCCUUAUAUAGGGGCUUCACGGUAUAUAUUGCUUAUAAAUAGCACGGAAUUGGAUGAGUUCCGUUAUAUAGGGGCUUACGGUAUAUAGCAUAUAAAUAGCAUGGAAUUGGAUGAGUUCCGUUAUAUGGGGGCUUACGGUAUAAAUAUAUAUAGCUUAUAAAUAGCAUGGAAUUGGAUUAGCUUUUUGUCCGGCCUAUCUGUAGGUCUCAAAUUGGACGCGCACAGAACCAACCACUAGCAUGUUACAACUGUAUUCUUGUCUAAGGAGAGUCAGCGGGAUGGCUAGAUUUCAGAUUUGAACACAGGUAUAGCUCAGGCUCACGUUGGCUAAAGCAAAUGCAUGACUUUUACCGCCAUUUCUUGGGACAGGACAUUUAGACACAUACCUGAUUCUGGAUGGCUCGCAGUUUUUCUAAAUAGCCAGUCUCUGAAAAGGUUCACUCUCCGUUCACUCUCACAGUUGUAUGUACUCUCAUUUUAGUGCCAGGCUCCUGGCGCGCUCCUAUAUCCAAUGGCGCAUGUGUUUAAGCUGGCGUGGACUCAGAUACGUGCUAAUGUCAAACUAAUAACAGAUUGUGUAAUCAACGACCAAUAAAUAUUCAUUCAACACAAAA